This is a messenger RNA of Anopheles stephensi (Asian malaria mosquito), 4482 nucleotides long. It is a transcript of the gene PpD3, whose product is annotated as serine/threonine-protein phosphatase 5. The transcript has 6 exons. The record is from RefSeq and is a predicted model, not a curated record. Gene Ontology annotation, molecular function: protein binding; protein serine/threonine phosphatase activity. Lineage: Eukaryota; Metazoa; Arthropoda; Insecta; Diptera; Culicidae. Gene Ontology annotation, cellular component: cytosol; nucleus. The coding region runs from base 2247 to 3761 and encodes 504 amino acids.
CAGCAUUGUGGUUUUGAAGAAGACACACACAAACACACACGCGCACAGGGGCUCAGCUUUGUAAUUGGGAUAUGUUUUGAAAACAUGUUCCCAAGCCAAGAAACGAGCGAAACCCAGAGGACAGAGCCUUUGAAGUACGAUAAAUUGUGGCAGGAAAGUUUGGAAAUUAAAUUAGAAGUAGAACACACCUUUGAACAGCAAACCGGAGUGAAGUUAGUAAAGCGAAGCGUUGAACCAAUGGAUAAUAGGCAACUAAAACCUACCAAUGUAUCCAAAAUUGUUCGGCCCGGAUUCAGUCGAAAGCAGCUGGCGCCUUUCUACGAGAGGACUAAACUGUUGCGCACUGUUCUCGAGCAGCAAGUAACGAGAAAGCUAGAGCCAUCCAAUAUCCCGAAAUCAUUGGGCACGGUUAGAAGGCAGCUGAAUUUCACCAACGCUGAGCAAUCGCAAGCACAAUCGGUGGAAGAGCAAACGGAUCCUUCGCUGGGAAUAUUGCAGCCGCAUGAGAUGGAUUUCGGCAGCUUCCAGACCAGCACCGCAAAUAGCAGCCAAAACCGUUCCUCUCACAAUGCCGAUAGCAUUUUAAGCGAUGGACAAAUGGCUUACAAUAGUUUCGAAACGUCCGGCUCAAAUAUUAACAUCGAGUAUUUACUUGAACGCUUGCAGCAUCAAAUCGUGCUGCACAACACACUGCUCGAUGCGUCGGAAAAGUUUCCAAAAUCAUCCUCGAUAGAAAAUCUAGUCAAACAGUGCAUGAAAGGUACGGAAGCGCUAAACGCCCUGAAGCAGCGUGUAUCCGCUUACAAACAAGCCAAACAAGCUGCCAGGAAAAGCGUACAAAAUUCCAUCGCUCACGAAUUACCCCACCUCAUCCAUACUACUGUUAGCUGUGCGGAGGAGUUACAACAAUUGUCCCAAGAAAUUGUGCAACUGUCCGGAUCUGUUGAUGCGGAUCUGCUGAAUCGAAGUUCUGCCACAGCGCAAAGCAUCCAAGAUGCUUCGUUGCGUCUGAAGGAAAUUGAACAAAUGUGGCAAAACAUGCCCACACCGGACGAGGAAGACGCAUCGCUCGGUCUAUUGCACGAGUCUGCGAUGGAAGCAUCGGGACAAUUUUUGGACACAGUGUCCAACUCUCUAAAUGAUAUCUUCGAACAAGUAAAUCGCUCUCUGGAAGAGGUUCUGCAAACACCGAACACGGAAAGCUUAAACAAAUUGAAGGCCAACAUGAAAGAGUGCAAAGAACUGCUGGCGGAUAUCACGCAGAACCAUUCGUUGCUGUUGGAAGAAACGAUGCCAUCGCUGGUGGAAUCGUGCCAGGAGGAUGAGAUCUCGCUACUGAAUACCGUUACUGGUGAGCUGGAUAAAUCGUGCCAGUCCGAAAUUGAAGCUUUUCUGCAGAUAUGGAAACGGCCGGAAAAGGAACAGUUUCUCCAUUUUUCAAAGCAGACUAUUGAUGACCUUUCCUGCUUACGGCAGGAGACAAACGAUAUGUUGGAAAAAGUCGUAGCUUCCCACGACCGUCCGAACCAAUCGUCAAACCGAAGAAAAUAUUUAAUCGAACAAUUAAACGUACUGCGGGAUGCUACUGCAACAGCGUCCAAGCCUAUUUAUACAUCGAUCCUUAUGAAAGAUUACAUCGACGAGGAUGAUCUUUGCGCCGAACAGGAAGCUCUAGUGCAAGAAUCGCUCCCAAAAAUGGAAUCAUUCAAGCGAACGGUCAAAUUUACGGAGCGCGUCGGUGAAGCUAUACCCCCCAUUACGAAGCCUGUCCACAAUACCGAUCAAAUACACCACCAAGUGGAAAGUCGUCUCCAAAUUCUGGUGCAAGAAAUUGAUAAUUUUCAAGAAAAGUUCCUCGCCGCAAAAGAAAAUACAGAGAACCACACUGAUACGACAGCAAUUGAGAAAAAGCUCGACGGGCUGAUGGCAAUGAUAUCGGAGCUGGUGAAAACUUUGAGAUCAAAUUAAAAAAUGAUUCUGUAAUACGUUAAUUAUAAUUUAAAAUUAUCCCGCUCUUUUUUUUUAAAUGUAUUCAGCGUAUUCAGCAGAUUUGAAGCGAAAGAACAUUCAGCACAGCAUUAUCUGCUGAGAAUAAAUCAGCUGUCAUCGGUUGACAGCAAAAUUGAGCACCGAUAAAAAAAAACAGCAAGCAUUGCGUGCAUUACAUUUUGUUCCGUUUUGUGUUUGCCGUGCAUUUUCUCUAGUUUCUUCUUUACUUGACUCGUUUAGAGAACCAGGGUACAAGCAUGUCGUCAGCGGCCGAGGAAACGAACCACAAAUCGGAGACGCCCAGCGCACCGGCGCCGGUGCCGGCAUCGGAAAACACGCCCGAGGAAAAUCCGCUGCAGGCAAAAGCCGACGAGCUCGGUGCUCGCGGUAAUGAAUACUUCAAAGAACAAAAGUAUGAGCAGGCAAUUGCGCUCUACACGGAAGCCAUCGAAACGUGCCCCAAUGAGCGGUUCUAUGCGAACCGGAGCUUUGCUCACUUCAAGCAGGAAUCGUACGGGUACGCGCUGAGCGAUGCCGAUAAGGCGAUAGCGAUGAAGAGCAGCUACACCAAAGCGUACUACCGCCGGGCUGCCGCCCUGAUGGCGCUGAGCAGAUUUAAGAAGGCGCUGGCCGAUCUGGAGUUCGUCGCAAAGCGGUGUCCCAGCGCGAAGGAUGCCCAGGACAAGUACCAGGAGUGUAAAAAGAUGGUAAACAAGAUUGCGUUCGAAAAGGCCAUCUCGGUGCAACACCAGGAGAAGAGUGUUGAGAAGAUGUGCCGUGAUCUGGAAUUUGCGACUAUCGAGGACGAUUACAAUGGACCAAAGCUGGAUAACGGGAAGGUUACUUUGGAGUUUAUGGAGAGCCUGCUGGAGUGGUUCAAGAAACAGAACAAGCUGCACAAAAACUUUGCCUAUAGGAUUCUUUGCGACAUGGAAACGCUGCUGAAAACGCAACCCUCCCUGGUGGAGAUUACAAUCCCGGACAGCCAAAAGUUUACCGUUUGCGGUGAUAUUCACGGUCAAUUUUACGAUCUGCUGCAUAUCUUCGAAAUCAACGGUUUGCCAUCACCCACAAAUCCCUACCUGUUCAAUGGCGAUUUUGUCGAUCGGGGAUCCUUCUCGGUGGAAUGCAUUUUCACCCUGUUCGGGUUUAAAUUGCUGUACCCGAACCACUUCUUCUUGGCCCGCGGAAACCACGAAAGCUUCAACAUGAACCAACUGUACGGCUUUACGGGCGAGGUGGUUUCAAAGUACUCGCAAAACAUGGCAGACAUGUUUACGCUCGUGUACAACUGGCUGCCAUUGUGCCAUUUGAUCAACAAGAAGGUGCUGGUCAUGCACGGUGGCCUGUUCUCGAAGGAUAAUGUAUCGCUGGACGAUCUGCGUGCGAUCGACCGUAACUGCCAACCGCCGGAGGAUGGGCUGAUGUGCGAACUGCUGUGGUCCGACCCGCAUCCUCAGCCGGGUCGCGUACCGUCGAAGCGUGGUGUCGGCAUCGAGUUUGGGCCGGAUGUAACGGAGGCAUUCCUGAAGUACAACAACCUGGACUAUAUCAUUCGCAGCCACGAGGUGAAGGCGGAAGGCUACGAGGUGGACCAUAAUGGCAAAUGCAUUACCGUCUUUUCGGCACCGAACUAUUGCGACCAAAUGAAGAAUCUUGGAGCGUUCAUCACACUGAAAGGGAAUGAUUUAACACCCAAAUUCACUACCUAUUCGGAGUCGCCCCAUCCCCUCAUUCGGCCAAUGGCUUACGCUUACAGCUUAAUGUCAUAGUACAGUUGAGAUGCAUUGGACGGUAUUGAACGUUAUUUCAAUAUUUUUUAACUCUGUUGCUACUGGCAUUUUAGUUGAACACCCACCCCAGUUUCGUUUGUUUUGGCAUAUUUUGUAUGGCUCCGGGAUGAAGAGAAAACGAGAACACGCUUCAUUCUCGCCAGACGAUCACGAUCGCAAUUAGUUCCUUUUUACUUUGUUUUCAAUCUUUGCUAUCCUCUUCCGGUAAUACCCCUCCCUUCAAUUAGUCAUUUUCCCGUGUUCAUCGGAAGCUUUAAAAAGAAAGAACAGCUCGGAAGGCUCAAUUUAACAAAAUGCCAUUAGUUUAGCUUCCGCAAAGUACAACACUACAGCAAAGAUUCGAGUGAAACAAAUUAAGCCAGCAAGCAUCGCAAAUGUUAUGGAACGUUAGGCAUUUCCCCGUUUUCCGUUUUACUCAACAAUAACAGUCUAUUAACAUGCAGAAUCGUACCAGAACGAACCGGCAGAUCUGCGAAAACAGCGAAAGAUCAAGAGAACAGUUAAGCAAAAUACAGUUUCUCUUUGUUUCCAAUAGACAGGCAGAGUUUCGGCAAUGAUUUGUACAUGAAUAGGUACGCCAAAACGGAACGGUGAAAUGGUUCUUGUGUAAUAUUAAAAUUUGCUCUUUUUGGUGUAUGUGAAGCCGAACCUGUAUAGAAAACAUAGAAUAGAUUGAACACGGUCCGUUGGCAAUUAAUAA